Molecule: messenger RNA, 2763 nt
Organism: Oldenlandia corymbosa var. corymbosa
Lineage: Eukaryota; Viridiplantae; Streptophyta; Magnoliopsida; Gentianales; Rubiaceae
Source: the annotation of a GenBank genome assembly
UUCUCUGCCACCAAUCAUGGAUCUUCUUCUCUUAGAGAAGACCCUUUUGGGAGUAUUUGCAGCCAUUGUUGUGGCUACUGUUAUUUCUAAACUUCGCGGGAGGCGUUUCAAGCUCCCACCGGGGCCCAUCCCAGUUCCCGUCUUCGGGAACUGGUUGCAAGUCGGAGAUGAUUUGAACCACCGGAAUCUCACCGAGUACGCCAAGAAAUUUGGCGAUAUCUUCCUCCUCAGAAUGGGUCAGAGGAACCUUGUUGUGGUUUCCUCCCCUGACCUCGCCAAGGAAGUCUUGCACACUCAGGGAGUGGAGUUCGGUUCCCGGACUAGAAAUGUUGUGUUUGAUAUCUUCACCGGAGAAGGGCAAGAUAUGGUGUUUACCGUUUACGGUGAGCAUUGGAGGAAGAUGAGGAGAAUCAUGACGGUUCCCUUUUUCACUAAUAAAGUUGUUCAGCAGUAUAGGUAUGGUUGGGAGGAUGAGGCUGCUGCAGUUGUGGAGGAUGUGAAGAAGAAUCCAGAAUCUGCAACUAAUGGGAUUGUUUUGAGGAGGAGGUUGCAAUUGAUGAUGUACAACAACAUGUACAGGAUUAUGUUUGAUUAUAGGUUUGAGAGUGAGGAUGAUCCUCUGUUUAACAAGCUUAAGGCUUUGAAUGGGGAGAGGAGCAGACUGGCCCAGAGCUUUGAGUAUAAUUAUGGUGAUUUCAUUCCAAUCUUGAGGCCCUUCUUGAGGGGUUAUUUGAGGAUCUGCAAGGAAGUUAAAGAGAGAAGGUUGCAAUUGUUCAAGGACCAUUUCGUCAACGAAAGGAAGAAGCUUUCAAGCACAAAAAGUUCGGAUAGCAAAAGCUUGAAGUGCGCCAUCGAUCAUAUCCUUGAAGCUCAGCAGAAGGGUGAAAUCAACGAGGACAAUGUCCUUUACAUUGUCGAGAACAUCAAUGUUGCUGCAAUUGAAACAACACUAUGGUCAAUCGAAUGGGGUAUUGCGGAACUUGUUAACCACCCUGAUGUUCAGAGGAAACUACGUGAAGAACUCGAUACUGUCCUUGGACCUGGCGUCCAGGUUACUGAACCCGAUACUCACAAGCUUCCAUACCUUCAGGCUGUGAUCAAGGAGACCCUCCGUUUAAGAAUGGCAAUCCCUCUUCUGGUGCCUCACAUGAACCUUCACGACGCCAAGCUUGGAGGUUAUGAUAUUCCAGCCGAGAGCAAGAUUUUGGUCAAUGCUUGGUAUCUUGCAAACAACCCUGAGCAAUGGAAAAAGCCCGAGGAAUUCCGACCUGAGAGAUUCCUGGAAGAGGAGGCAAAGGUCGAGGCCAAUGGCAACGACUUCCGAUACCUUCCAUUCGGAGUUGGCAGGAGAAGCUGCCCUGGAAUCAUUCUUGCAUUGCCAAUCCUCGGCAUCACUCUGGGACGUCUGGUACAGAACUUCGAGCUGUUGCCUCCUCCUGGCCAAUCAAAGAUCGACACUUCGGAGAAAGGUGGACAAUUCAGUUUGCACAUUUUGAAGCAUUCCACCAUCGUUUUGAAGCCAAGAUCUUUGUAAUGUGAUCUCCUUCUGUUUGGUGUGAUGUUGGGCAUACUGCAAAUCAACGGUCUAGGCUGUUUAGUGUGCAUCUCUUUUGUAUGUGUACCAAAAUGUUGCAAUCUUUGUUAUUAUGAUGAAAGAUUUAUCUUUACCAAAUAUUUCUUCAUGGUUUUCGGACUAUGUUACCUUGAAAUUAGAUUGGCUUAUGGUUUACUUCAUUCUUCCUCCAACCAAGCUUCACUUGUUGAAAAAUGGAAAUGGGUUUAACCUCCUCACCUAAUAGUGAGGUGACCAAAUUAAGGAUUCCCCAACAGACACAUUGGUAGAGUUUUCAUCCACAGAUCAAAAUGUCAAAUACCUCUUAAGUCCAACCAACCAAUCUGUUAACUCACCAACCCACCUACUACACCCACCAUUGCCACCUAAUCUGACCACGGACCAAAAUGCAACCUUUAAUGUGAUUGAUAAACUUCUAAUAAUUUGUAACCUUUUUUUUUCAAAUCAUCUGCGCUUUCAAAUGUAUGAUGGACCAGUUAUAUUUCUAAACCUCCAUAACCCAGUUCCUUCAACUUACAUGUCUCAACAUUCCUUGUGGGCUUAUCAUUAGCUUUCUGAUGUUCCUUUUUAGAUAGAUUUUUAUGAUCUUGAAUUCCAGUGUUCUUUUAACAUAGAUUGAUUUCGAGCUUCAUCAGUUAUUAGUGUUAAUAUAGCAUUUUUGUGGGUUACUAUUCCAUUAAUAUUCCCAAACCGAAAAGCUUUUGUCGUUCUUACUCAAAACACAGGGGCCACAAGGGCAGCAUGAAAAUUUUGUUUCAAGAAGUUAGGAUGGUUGAGAACAGCAAAUUCAUUUACAAGAGAUCUAUGAAAUUCUUUGAGAAACAAAUCAGGGUUCAAUAAGAAAUCAGUAUUAAAUGGGUAAAAAGGAGAGUGAGAUGUGGAUCUAAUCCAGGCCCCCAAAUCAGUAACAUCAGAGGGAGCAGACAUGACGACCCUGGAAAUUCAUUCUCUGUGCACAUUACCAUGCUUCCUUCAUCCUUUAUAUUAUCCAGAGCAUCGGCUUAUUGUACACAGGAUUCGACUUUCAAAAACAAGCAACAAUUCGAAAACAGUACUUUCAAUUGCAAAACUAAAUUACCACCAAAAUAAAAAAGAAGAUCAUAGAGAAAAAGAAACAAAAAGUUUCAAUAGAUUUGAACAUCCGACUAUUGAAAAAACGCUAAGCGUAAAGCAGCUGCAAAGACUUAUCC